AUGUCUGUUGAGGAACGGGAGCAGGUCCCUGUGAAUAAAAACAAACGUUUUCGCAAAGAUAAACCGUGGGACUCGGAUGACAUUGAUCAUUGGAAAAUUGAAAGGUUUACUCAGGAAGACAAUCCACAUCAUUUUCUAGAAGAGAGUAGCUUCGCGACGCUUUUCCCCAAGUAUCGAGAGAAGUAUUUGCGUGAAGUGUGGGGACAUGUUACAACAGCCUUAGAGAAGCAUGGAGUUGCUUGCACGCUUGAUUUGGUCGAAGGAUCCAUGUCUGUGCGCACCACGCGCAAAACAUUUGACCCUUACAUCAUCUUGCGCGCGCGAGAUCUCAUCAAGCUCCUUAGUAGGAGUGUGCCUUUUACUCAAGCCGUCAAGAUUUUACAAGAUGACAUGGCAUGCGACGUUAUCAAGAUUGGCAACAUUGUGCGCAAUAAGGAGCGCUUUGUCAAGCGUCGGCAGCGAAUUAUUGGACCUAAUGGUAAUACGCUCAAAGCUAUUGAGCUACUAACUGGCUGCUAUGUCCUUGUCCAAGGAAAUACUGUGAGUGCAAUGGGGUCAUACAAAGGUCUUAAAGAAGUUCGUCGCAUUAUUCUUGACUGUAUGAAAAAUAUUCAUCCCAUCUACCAUAUAAAAGAGCUAAUGAUUAAGCGGGAGUUGGCCAAAGAUCCCAAGCUGGCUAACGAGUCAUGGGACCGCUUUUUGCCGAAGUUCAAGAAACAGAAUGUCAAGUCGAAGAAGCCUGCGGAACCACCGAAGAAAAAGAUUUACACUCCAUUCCCACCACCGCAGCAGCCAAGCAAGCUGGAUCUUCAACUCGAGAGUGGUGAGUACUUCCUCAAACCACACGAAAAGAAAAAGAGUGAAAUGGAUAAAAAGUUGCAAGCUCAAGCCGAGCAUGCGGUAAAGCGCGAAAAGGAACGUGAAAAACAAUUCAUGGCACCAGAAGAGCCUGUACCUGGAGAAGAGCCUAGAAUAAAGCGCAAGAAGGUCGAUGAAGAAGCGCCAGCUAAGACAGAGAAAGACGGUAAAAUUUCUUCUGACAAUAAACGCGACAAGAAGGAGAAAAAAUUGAAAAAGCGGAAACACGAAUGA
Messenger RNA from Malassezia globosa CBS 7966, 1092 nucleotides. RefSeq lists its product as uncharacterized. The coding region runs from base 1 to 1092 and encodes 363 amino acids. The transcript is spliced from 2 exons. Gene Ontology annotation, cellular component: small-subunit processome; nucleolus. The record is from RefSeq and is a predicted model, not a curated record. NCBI's taxonomy places the organism in Eukaryota, Fungi, Basidiomycota, Malasseziomycetes, Malasseziales, Malasseziaceae. Gene Ontology annotation, molecular function: RNA binding.